Penicillium bovifimosum is the source of this 1380-nucleotide messenger RNA. Its product is annotated as Cytochrome P450. Gene Ontology annotation, molecular function: monooxygenase activity; heme binding; oxidoreductase activity, acting on paired donors, with incorporation or reduction of molecular oxygen. NCBI's taxonomy places the organism in Eukaryota, Fungi, Ascomycota, Eurotiomycetes, Eurotiales, Aspergillaceae. The transcript has a single exon. The coding region runs from base 1 to 1380 and encodes 459 amino acids. The record is from RefSeq and is a predicted model, not a curated record.
AUGUCCUCAUCAAUCAUCCACACAUCAAGUCAAAAUCCAAUGUUAUCAACUUCAGCGGCAUUUAUUGUCCUCCUAUCCGCUCUUCUAGGUUGGAUAUGGGGCAACAGACAGCGAAACCGCCACAGGAGGAGGAUAUCCAAAGACCCAGCGAUAUGUCACCAAAUCAUUGCCGGUAAAGCACAAAAUCACGAACACCCAAACACCCUCUCGCCACACGAAGCGAGAGGCAUCCCAAAUGCGCAUAUCCGCAUCGCCUUCGGAAUCGACAACGCCUUCACCCGCACUGACCGUAUCCAGGCCAGCAAAUUCGUCAAUAAAAUCAAGCCCUUGAUUAACCUCUCACCACAGGACUGGAUUGGCGUAUCCCAAUUCGCCAUAGCGACAACGAACCACUGGAUCAACCAUGGCUUCGACAGUUUUCACCAAGAUAACCGCAGUGGCAGAAUCCGCCUCAACAUCACAAGUCUCGCGCAAAUACUUUCCCUGAAAGUAAUGCUAUGGCUGAUGUUCAACCUCAAGGACCAACGCCACAUACAAGAUGAAAGUCUCCUAAACCUAGCACAAUCCAUUAACCGAGUCUGGAUAUCCUCCAAGCUCAGCAGUGCAAACAACAUAUGCAGAUUCGAAGAUGACAAAAAUCUCCAAACGUCUUUAUUUGAUAUCUUCGGAAAGCACGAUACACCCGAAGACAACCCGCUGAACCUGAUACUACCUUCCUUCGAAACGACAUGGCGCGUCGUCCUCCGCGCCUUCCUGGAACUCAGAUUCGCGACUGGGACAAAGAAUCCGCUAUGGCGGGAGACGAUGAUCGCGUUUGCGCAACAGCCUAGCAAAGAGAUGUUUGAACGCAGGUUGGCCUCCAGCAUAUCCAAGUCCGAUUCGGAGUCACACCGGAAAACCGACCCAAAUGAGCUCGUCGGUGCAGUUAGUGCCGAGGAUAUUGUCUGCGAAGCACUUAGACUGUAUGUACCCACGAGGAGAGUCCGUAGGGCGUACCGGUCGUCGGGAAUGGAGGUGUAUGAGAUUAGAUCUGCUGAUAUUGAGGGGUGUCAUCUGAGAUCUGAUAUCUGGGGUUCUAAGGCAGAGGAAUUUGAUCCGAGGCGUUGGUGUUCAUCGACGGCUGGGCAGAGAGCCUGUUAUAUGCCGUUUGGGCGUGCGCCUUUUGAAUGUCCUGCUAAGCCGAAUUUCGGGCCGAGGAUGAUUGGUGUUUUGGUUGGGUCUUUGUUGGGUGGUCUAGAGGGAGAUGGGCUGGGGGAUUGGAGUUUGGAGUGUGAUGAUAUGGAUGUGGUGGAGCGGAUUGGGGGUGGGGGGAGGUUGUGUCCGCAUAGGAAUGCUUAUGCGAAGGUUUUCUUGGUGCAGACUGCUUCUGGAGGGCUGUGA